Recurvomyces mirabilis is the source of this 1974-nucleotide messenger RNA. It is a transcript of the gene YPK2, whose product is annotated as Serine/threonine-protein kinase. The record is from RefSeq and is a predicted model, not a curated record. Gene Ontology annotation, molecular function: protein serine/threonine kinase activity; ATP binding. The coding region runs from base 1 to 1974 and encodes 657 amino acids. NCBI's taxonomy places the organism in Eukaryota, Fungi, Ascomycota, Dothideomycetes, Mycosphaerellales, Teratosphaeriaceae. Gene Ontology annotation, cellular component: cytoplasm; nucleus. The transcript is spliced from 4 exons. Gene Ontology annotation, biological process: protein phosphorylation.
AUGUCGUGGAAACUCACCAAGAAACUCAAGGAGACACAUCUUGCACCCCUCGCAAACACCUUCUCCCGAUCCUCCUCGCAAUCGACCAUCAUCAACGACUCUACCGCUAAACCCUCAUCCACCACUUCCACUGCCGGCACAGCGACACCGCCCGUAGCACAACCCCCCAAUGCACCGCCCAGCAGCAAUGGCGCCGCAGACUCAAAUGGCAUUACUGCCUCCGAGACCAUGAUGUCGCCACCCGUAGCCUCAGCGCGACCAGGCAUACUCAUCCUUACAUUACAGGAAGGACGGGGCUUCAGUCUGCCACCAGGCGCUGAGGCAGCCUUCCAAGCACGACCAAAUCAUGGCGGGAGCAUGAGCACCGGCAGUUUCGCGGGCAGCUAUAUGGGUAACAGUGCGAGGCCAGGCUCUUCCCAGAUGCAGCAGAGCAGUUACAGGCCGGCAUCAUCGGCCGGUGGUAUCAACUCGGUACCGUCCAGCCACGGCCGUUACAACAGCAAAUACCUACCGUACGCUCUAGUGGACUAUGACAAGCAGCAGGUAUUUGUCAACGCUGUAGGUGGAUCGCCUGAGAAUCCGGUAUGGGGCGGCGAGAGCACACAGUACAAGUUCGAUGUCAGCAGAUCUACGGAGCUCAACCUGUCACUCUACAUCCGCAACCCGAGUGCGCCACCAAACGCUGGGCGAGCACAAGAUAUAUUUAUCGGCACGAGCAGUAUCAAGCCCAGCUACACUGAGGAUGCACAAUCGGGCGCACAACAGGCACAGGCAGCGGACGGCAAGAACGUAAAGAAAGAUGGCAAGACUGGCGCAAUGCCACCUCCAAACAACGGCACAGUUUCGGGUGUACAAUGGCACGAUAUUCAAUACGGGACAGGUGCGAUUCGGAUAGGUGUGAAGUUUGUGGAGAACAGACAACGAUCGCUCAAGAUCGAGGACUUUGACCUGCUCAAGGUCGUCGGAAAGGGUAGCUUCGGCAAAGUCAUGCAGGUCAUGAAGAAGGACACAUCGCGAAUCUACGCCCUGAAGACGAUCCGGAAACAACAUAUCAUAUCUCGAUCCGAAGUCGCGCACACACUGGCUGAACGAUCCGUGUUGGCACAAAUCAACAAUCCUUUUAUUGUUCCACUGAAAUUCUCGUUCCAGAGCCCGGAGAAGCUGUAUCUGGUUUUGGCUUUUGUAAAUGGUGGCGAGCUCUUCCAUCAUCUACAAAGAGAGCAGAGAUUCGAUAUCAAUCGGUCACGGUUCUAUGCUGCUGAGCUGUUGUGCGCGUUGGAGUGCUUGCAUGGCUUCGGCGUCAUCUACCGUGAUCUGAAGCCUGAGAACAUUCUGGUCGAUUACGUUGGCCAUAUUGCUCUAUGUGACUUCGGACUUUGCAAAUUGGAUAUGAAGGAUGAGGACAAGACGAAUACCUUCUGUGGUACACCUGAGUAUCUUGCACCUGAGUUGCUGCAUGGUCAGGGGUACACGAAAGCUGUGGACUGGUGGACGCUUGGUGUGCUGUUGUAUGAGAUGUUGACUGGUCUCCCACCCUUCUAUGACGAGAACACAAACGAAAUGUACCGCAAAAUCCUCGCCGAACCUCUCCACUUCCCAGGCCCUGAGAUCGUGCCUCCAGCCGCCCGCGACCUCCUCACUCGUCUCCUCGACCGCGAUGCGUCUCGCCGUCUAGGCUCCAAUGGCGCAGCGGAGAUCAAGGCCCAUCCUUUCUUCCACAGUAUCGACUGGCGAAAGUUGCUGGACAGAAAGUACGAACCUAGUUUCAAGCCGAGUGUCGUGGAUGAGAGAGACACGGCGAACUUCGACAAGGAAUUCACGUCUGAGGCGCCGACGGACAGUUAUGUUGAUGGGCCGGUUCUGAGCCAAACGAUGCAGCAGCAAUUUGCUGGGUGGAGUUAUCAGAGACCUAUCGAAGGCCUUGGAGACGCAGGGGGGUCGAUUGUGCAGGGGAAUGCUUUUGAUCAACGAUAG